AUGCCAACCCCGAGUGACCACCCAACUUCGAUCGCCGAGGUGAUCUCCACCCGCAGCUGCCCCCCGGAAGUCGAUCGAAUUCCGGCCUGGGAAGAUGAGUCGGUGGAACUAGACACGCAAGAUGCCCUGGAAGAUGUGCUUUCACCUACCAGUGCCACUGCACCGUCCGUGCAGAGUCGGUCCGACGAUGGCACGGCUCUCUUGGCGACCGACCCGCUGAGAGUGGAGAGGAAGACAGCGGAUGAAGAUACUAGACCACCCAGAUCUACCUCGCCGAUGGAGUCGUGCUCUCGUAGCCAAUCCCCUGUUACACCACCCAACUCGUCGCUGCUGCGUUAUGAAUUCUCCAACGUUCGGCUUUUACCGAAUCAUUCCUCGUCCUUUCUUCGUUCUGGGAGUAGAUUCGUCGGCACACAGCAGUCCGACCGCCAGGUGUAUAACGUUGACGUGGAGAUCAAGCACGUGGACAUGGCCGAAUCCUACCUGUGCGGCUACCUGCGCAUUCAAGGCCUCACCGAGGAUCAUCCAACCCUGACCACAUUCUUUGAAGGCGAAAUUAUUGGCACCAAGCACACAUUUCAGACUCGUAAUGAGGAAUGGGGUGCGAACGAAAAGACAGACAUACACCACUGGUCCCGGUUUCCGGCCUGGAAACCGCUUGCCAAACAGGCGAAGCGGACCGAUUUCACAUACCGCAACUUUGCACAGCGCGAGCAUGUUUUUAUGAGGUGGAAGGAGUAUUUCCUUGUCCCUGAUCACCGGGUUCGAACGAUCUCCGGUGCCAGUUUCGAGGGGUUCUAUUAUAUUUGCUUCAAUCAGAUUGAGGGAAGCGUAAGCGGUGUCUACUUCCAUGCGAAGAGCGAAAGGUUUCAACAACUUGAGCUCAAGCAUGUCGAGGAUCAUGGAUGCUCACCAGCAAUCGAGUUCCGUUAG
Molecule: messenger RNA, 933 nt
Organism: Penicillium longicatenatum
Lineage: Eukaryota; Fungi; Ascomycota; Eurotiomycetes; Eurotiales; Aspergillaceae
Product: GID4/VID24 family protein
Exons: 3
Coding region: 1-933 (310 amino acids)
Biological process (GO): protein targeting to vacuole; negative regulation of gluconeogenesis; proteasome-mediated ubiquitin-dependent protein catabolic process
Cellular component (GO): extrinsic component of membrane; GID complex
Source: RefSeq, a predicted model, not a curated record